AUGGAAAUCAUAAAAAAUGAAGUCUUAAGAUAUAAAAGAAAGAACACAUUUCUAAUAAUAUUACAUUUCAGAAAAUGUAUGAGUACAAGAAUUGUAGAUGGUAAGAAAUAUGUAAUACAAGAAAAUAAAAUGAGUUCCAUAAUGGAUACAAUAAAUGAUAAUAGAAUUAAAUUCAAAAUUAAAAAUGAUUCCUAUUUCAAAGAGGGGAAUAGUAAUAUUAUUAAAAGUAAUAAUAAAAUGGGAGAAUAUAAAUAUGGUAAUAUUAGUUUUCUUUUGAAAAAUGCUGAGUAUAAUGCAUAUAAGGAUAAAAACACAUUAAACGAUGUAAUAGAAACUAUUUUUCAAAAUACAAUGAUUGUAAAUAAUAUGAAUUUUGUUAAUUUUAAUAUGUUACUUACAUUUGUUAAUAAAUAUGCUUUAAAAAUAAAAAAUAAAAAAAUAUUACAUGAUAUUAUAUUCUUAUUACAUAAAUAUAUAGACAUAACAAAAGAUGUUAUUAAUAAUAACAAUUCAUCAUGGGUAAAUAUAAUAAAUGCUGUUGCAGGUAUUUGUAAGAAUAACAGUUAUUUGUUAUAUUUAAUUCGUAAUAAUAAUAAUAAUAAGGAAAAUGUGUAUGAUAUUACAAAUGAUGUUAUGCAUGAUAAUACGAAUAAGUGUAAGAAUAAUAUUUUAAAUAUACAUAAAAAUGAAAAUAUAAAUAAUACCCAUUCCUUUAUUCACAAAUUUAUACAUAGAAUAAUGAGUACAAAAAAUUAUAUAUAUUCCAUAAGAGAAAUUUCUUUAUUGUUUCAUGCAUGCACAAAAUUGAAUAUUAAAAAUGAUCAACUAUUCUCUUAUUUUUACGAAUUAAUGCUUGAUAAAGAUUUUAACAAAUUAAAUUGUUUAGAUAUACAUCUGUUUCUUCAUUCUAUUUAUAAACUACAACUAAAUUGUUCUAAUAUGUUUGUUCAAAAAAUAAAAGAACAGAUUUUAAAAAAUUUAGACGACUUUUCAUGUGGGCAGCUAGUAAAUAUAUUAUUGUCUUAUUCUUAUUUUUUUAAAAAACAGCCAGAAGGAAACAAAAAAUCCAAUACCAAUCAAAAAAAAAAUGAAAAAGACAUCCACAAAAACGAUAAUAAAAACGACAACAUCAACAAUAAUAAUAUUAUUAAUAAUAAUAAUAAUAAUUAUGAUUACAUGAUAGAUAACAAACCAAUGCUUUAUUUUUUUAAAGGAAACACCAUUCAGUCCGAUGAUAUAUUAUUACAUAAUAUAUUCAAUAAAUGCUUAUUAAAUUUGAAUUCAUUUCCUAAUAGAGAGUUUUGUAACUUUCUUAAUUUUAUUAUUCAAAACAAAAUAAAUAUAAACGAAAAACAAAAGAACAUUAUUUUGAAAAAUAUAAUAAGGUUAUUACAAAACAAACACAACAUGCUGAAAUUACAACUUAUGAUAGACUUAGACAUAUUUACAAUUAUAAAUUUCAUUUUUAAAUAUAAUAAUGAUAAGGAUUCUAUAAAUGUAUUAAAUCAUUUUUCCUAUAUCAAUUUGGAACAUCAUAUAAUUAAUUUAAUAAAAAAAAAUAAAUUUAAACAAGAUCUUUUAAUAUAUAUAUUACAUUUUUAUAAAAAUAAAAAUAUAAACUUUUGUGCUCAAAAUACUACACAUGCUAAUCAAAAUGAUAUUUUAUUUUUUCUUCAAAAUAUUACUAUAAAUAAAUUAGACAUAAAAAUGAAAAUUAUCUUGUUAACAUCUAUAGAAUGGCAUAAUAAUUUAACACAAACAAUUAAAAAUACAGAAAAAUAUAAAGAUAAAAAAAUAAGUCAAUAUAACGAUUAUUAUUAUAAAUUAUUGAAAAGUUUAUAUGAUGAUAUAUAUAAUAUUUUAUCAAAGAAUCAUAUGAUGCGUGAAAUAAGAUCAAUGGAUAAUAGCUAUGAAGAAUUAAAUAUAUGUGAAAAAAAAAAAGUUGAUAGAGUAACAUUUAGUUACCUUGAUAUGAAAGAACUAUUAAAAUUACUAAAAAUAAAAAAUGAUAAUAAUGAGGACAAUAAUAAAAAGGAUAAAAUUUAUGUUAAUAAAUAUAAUGAUUAUUCAAUGGGUUCUUAUAACCAGAAAUCUUAUAAUAAUGAACUUAUUUAUUAUAAUGAUAUAAAGAAAGUAGAAAAUAAUCUUUUUCAUAUAUUACAAGAAUACAUAAUAGAUAAGGAAAUCAUCGAAUUAUUUUAUAUCAUCAUAAUGAAUAAAAAUGUGUAUCCUCACUUUAUAAAAAAAUCUGAAAUUAUUAUGAAUAAUUAUUUUGAAACAUUAAAUAAGGAUAUUAUACAAAAUGGUCAUAAUAAUAAUGAUAAUAUAAGAAUGGAGAAAAAGUUAUCACACAAUUUUAUCCAUACAUUAAAUUUGUGUAAUGAAAAUAUGUUCUUAAAAAGGAAUAAUAUAUCCAACUUUUUAUAUAAUAAAAAUAUACUAUUAAAAUGGUUGAAUAAUUUUAUGAUAUAUUAUUUAGAGAAUACAAAAGAUAACGUGUCUUUAUUUUUUAAUUUAUAUGUACAUAUGCUUUUAUUUGAUAUAAAUAAUAAUAUAAAUAAUUUCUUAAAUAAUUUAUUUGAAAAAAUAUGUAAUUUGUUGAAAAAUCCUAAUUUGCAAUUUCAGAAUAAUUUAAUAAAUAUCAUCGAUAUAUAUUCUUCUAUAAUUAAAUUGGAUAAGUAUGAAUAUGAUAUAUAUAUAAAAAAUAUUUACAAUUAUACAUUUUUAAAUAUUUUUCAAAAUUAUAAACAAUUAAAUAUUAAAUAUAUGUCACUUUUAUUUUAUUCAAAUAUAAUACAUUUAUUUGUACAUAUGUAUCAACCACAAUUUUAUAAUUAUCACGUGUCUUUAUCAUUACGAUUAUUAAAACAAUUAUUUCAUGCAUUUAUAAAUUCCUUGGAUAAGUCUACAUAUAAUAUAAUUGUAUCAAAUUUUAAUGAAAUUACAAAGUAUAAAAUAUACAAUAAAAAUUCAAUAUAUGAAACAUCUCCAUUAACAAAGAAUGAUAUAAUAUAUAUAUAUAGGUCUAUGACCAUAUUUCAUUUUCUUAAUAUAUAUAAUUAUAUGACCUUCAAACAAUUAAGAAUUUUUUACAAUUUCUAUCAUAUCUUAAAGUUUAUCAUAUUUAAAGUGAACAAUUUUUCCAUAAGCGACUUUACGCAAACGCAUAAAGGAGUUUCUUUUGCACAUAAUUCAGUUUUAUACUUCUUAAAAUAUUUUCUUAAAAAUACAAACAAAUAUAAUAUUAUGUGUGAGCAAGUUGUUUUUCCAUUGUGUAUAAUCGAUAUAUUAAUUAAAAGGACAUGA
Plasmodium falciparum 3D7 is the source of this 3306-nucleotide messenger RNA. Its product is annotated as putative heptatricopeptide repeat-containing protein. NCBI's taxonomy places the organism in Eukaryota, Apicomplexa, Aconoidasida, Haemosporida, Plasmodiidae. The record is from RefSeq and is a predicted model, not a curated record.